Melospiza georgiana is the source of this 831-nucleotide messenger RNA. RefSeq names its product peptidylprolyl isomerase H (gene PPIH). Gene Ontology annotation, cellular component: intracellular membrane-bounded organelle. Gene Ontology annotation, molecular function: peptidyl-prolyl cis-trans isomerase activity. The transcript is spliced from 10 exons. Gene Ontology annotation, biological process: protein peptidyl-prolyl isomerization; protein folding. NCBI's taxonomy places the organism in Eukaryota, Metazoa, Chordata, Aves, Passeriformes, Passerellidae. The record is from RefSeq and is a predicted model, not a curated record. The coding region runs from base 45 to 578 and encodes 177 amino acids.
UUCCACUUCCGCCGCCAUUUCCGCUUCCUGCAGCGGCGGUCGCGAUGUCGGCGCUGGCCGCGAAUCCCAACAACCCCGUGGUUUUCUUCGAUGUAACCAUCGGCGGGCAGGAGGUCGGCCGCAUGAAGAUUGAGCUGUUCGCAGAUGUUGUACCCAAAACAGCAGAGAACUUCAGGCAGUUUUGUACAGGUGAAUUCAGGAAAGAUGGUGUCCCUAUAGGUUAUAAAGGAAGCACUUUCCACAGGGUAAUAAAGGAUUUCAUGAUCCAAGGAGGUGACUUCGUAAAUGGAGAUGGCACUGGAGUAGCCAGCAUAUACAGAGGUCCUUUUGCAGACGAGAACUUCAAGCUGAAACAUUCUGCUCCUGGCCUGCUUUCUAUGGCAAACAGCGGCCCGAGUACCAACGGCUGCCAGUUCUUCAUCACGUGCUCCAAGUGUGACUGGUUGGAUGGGAAACAUGUUGUGUUCGGUAAAAUUGUCGAUGGGCUGUUGGUCAUGAGAAAAAUUGAAAACGUGCCUACAGGUCCCAAUAACAAACCCAAGUUGCCAGUUGUGAUCUCUCAGUGUGGGGAAAUGUGAAGCGAUGAAGAAGCAAUGUGUGUUCCUUUACUGGUGAUCAGACCUGUGCUGGCUCUGUGCAAUUCUAAUUCCAGCCAGCUCACCUACUGCCCCAGACUUCUGCACAGGCCAGAUCCAUCCUCUUGAGGUUCUCCUGAAAUUAUUUAAUAAUGGGCAUUUUUUUUUUCUUUUUUUUUUCCUUUUCUUUUUGUUUUUUUUUUUACAUUUUGAAAUGUAAAUAAAGAAUUGUUUAAACAUGUGCAGUGCACAUCAA